CCGAGGAGAGUGAGAAGACCAAACUUUGAGAAGUUCGGAGCAGCCUCGCGGCGACUUGUGUGCUGCUGCCUGGCCUGCCGGCGGGGACGAGCGCGUUUACCCUGGCCGUACGAAGUAGCGGGCGCGUGGCGGGCGGGAACGCGCACAGGACCUAAGGACGGUAAAGUUUGGAAGGAGUAGAAGAAGAAGAAGGAUCAACGGAAAGCGUUCCAAACGUUUGCAGACGGAUUGUAUUUGCACGUGCGGUGGAGCGACGUGGAAUGAGUGGAGCCGCGCGUGAGCGGCACUGAGCGCGCGACCUGGCCCCUGGGAUAAAGAUAAACAGCGGGAGACAGACAUGGAGAACUUCUUCCAAGAGGGCGAGCGCGUUUGGCUGCGCGAAGAUGACCAGAAUCUUCCUGCCUCUGUUUCCUCCUGCUCGGGCGGCGUGGUGGUCUUCACCAGCGACUAUGGACAGGUGUACACGUAUAAGCAGAACGCACUGACCCAUGACAAGGUCCGGGCCAUGCGCGGCGGUGGCAGCGCCGCGUCGGGCAUUGAGGACAUGGCGGCACUGGAGGAUCUGCACGAUGGCGCCAUCAUGCACAACCUGUUCCUGCGAUACCGCCAAAGAUGCAUCUACACAUACAUUGGGUCAAUCCUGGCGGCAGUGAACCCCUACCAGCCGCUGGCCGGCUUGUAUGAGCGCAGCGCGGUGGAAUUGUACAGUCGCCACCAUCUGGGCCAGAUGCCGCCGCACAUCUUUGCCGUAGCCAACGAGUGUUACCGCGCACUAUGGAGGAGGCCGCGCAACCAGUGCGUGCUCAUCAGUGGCGAGAGCGGCGCCGGCAAGACUGAAAGCACUAAACUGAUUCUGAAGUUCUUGUCGGCCAUGAGCCAACAUUCACUUGAAGUGUCGUCUAAGGAGAGGACCUCGCACGUUGAGGAGGCACUACUGGAGAGCGGCCCCAUCAUGGAGGCGUUUGGUAACGCACAGACGGUCUACAACAACAACUCGAGCCGUUUCGGGAAGUUCGUUCAGCUGCAUUUCAACCAAAAAGGAAACAUCCAAGGAGGACGCAUCGUCGACUACCUCUUGGAGAAGAACCGAGUAGUCCGACAGAACGCGGGCGAGAGGAAUUAUCACAUCUUCUAUGCUCUACUAGCAGGCGCCGACCAAGAGCAGACAGAGUGUUUGGGUCUGAGCCCAUCUUGCACGUACCACUACCUGACCCGCUCCGGCGGCACCCCCGACAACGCAAUCAAUGACAAAGGCACUUUUCAAGAGGUUCUGUAUGCCAUGCGGACGAUGCAGUUCACAGAGGAGAACAUUGGCGAGAUCCUGCGACUCCUGGCAGGGAUCCUGCACGCCGGCAACAUCGAGUUCAUGACGGCCGGAGGGGCGCAGAUCACGUCCAAGUCCGCUCUGAGUCGGACGGCAGAGCUUCUGGGCCUGAACCCGGAUCAACUGGCCGAGGUUCUCACGCACAGGUCCAUGAUCCUGAGGGGGGAGGAGAUCUCCACUCCCCUCACUGUUGAGCAGGCGGUGGACUCGAGAGACUCCAUGGCCAUGGCACUUUAUUCCCAGUGUUUCAACUGGAUCAUCCGCAAGCUCAACGAUCGCAUCAGAGGGAAAGAUGACUUCAAGUCCAUCAGCAUCCUCGAUAUCUUUGGAUUCGAAAACUUUGAGGUCAACCAUUUUGAGCAGUUCAACAUCAACUAUGCGAACGAAAAGCUUCAGGAAUAUUUCAACAAGCAUAUUUUCUCCCUGGAGCAAUUGGAGUACAACAAGGAAGGUUUGGUGUGGGCUAACAUCAACUGGAUGGACAACGGCGAGUGUUUGGACUUGAUCGAGAAGAAACUGGGCCUCCUGGCCCUGAUGAACGAGGAGAGUCACUUCCCCAAAGCUACGGACGACACACUGCUGGAGAAACUGCACAGUCAGCACUCGAAAAAUCCGUUUUACGUGAAGCCCCGCGUUGCCGUUCACUACUUUGGAGUUCGACAUUACGCAGGAGAGGUGGUGUACGAUGUGAGGGGAACGCUGGAGAAGAACCGAGACACUUUCCGAGACGACGUCCUCAACAUGCUUCGCGACAGCAGGUUGGAUUUUGUGUACGACCUUUUUGAACACGUGUUGAGUCGCAACAAGCAGGACACGCUGAAGAGCAGCUGCAAGCACCGAAGACCCACCGUCAGCUCGCACUUUAAGGACUCUUUGCACUCUCUGAUGGCAACACUCAGCACCUCCAACCCGUUCUUCAUACGAUGUAUCAAGCCAAACACACACAAGAUGCCUGACCGCUUUGACCCGGCGGUGGUUCUCAACCAGCUGAGGUAUUCCGGCAUGUUGGAGACGGUGAAGAUCCGACGUGCUGGCUUUCCUGUCCGCCGACCUUUCCAGGAGUUCUGCUGCCGAUACAAAGUUCUGAUGCGAAAUGAAUUGACAUCGAAUGACGCCAGGGAGCGCUGCGUGGAGCUGCUGCAACGCUAUGACGACAGUGCCACUGAUUGGCAAAUGGGGAAGACCAAGGUGUUCCUCAGGGAAGGCCUAGAGCAUCGUCUGGAGAAGCAGCGGGAGGUGGAGCUGCUCCGAGCCGCCAUGAUUAUCCGGGCGCACAUGGCCGGCUAUGUGGCUAGGAAGCAGUACCGACGGCUGGUGCGCUGCGCACUGGUCAUCCAGAAGAACUACCGUGCCUUCUACUGGCGCAGGAAGUUCCUGCUGCUGCGCCGGGCGGCGCUCACGCUGCAGACGCACCUGCGAGGUCACAUGGCCAGGCGCCUGGUGGGCCGCAUGCUGGAUGAGAGCAGGGCGAAGAGGAGGAGACAGGAGGAAGAGGAGAGGGAGAGACGGCGGCUGGAGGAGGAACAACUUGCUCAAGAGGCAUCAAGGAGGCGCGAGGAGCUGUGUCGAGCUGAAGAACUGGCCGCUCUCCUUCUGGUUCAGCCUCAGCUGGCCCAACACCACCAGUCAUCAGAAACCUUGACGUCAGCAGAGACCUUGGACGAGUCUUCAGACACCCUGAAGGUGUUCUCUGAGGCCUUAGAUGAGUCUUCUGAGACACUGAAGGUGUCUUCGGACCCCAUGGGGGUAGAGGAGGAAGAUGACGAAGCCAUCCGUCCUCAGGAGGCGUCUCAGGUGGAGGAGAUCCUGCGUCUGGAGCGGGAGAUCCAAUGCCUGCAGAUGAAGAAGGAGCGUCAGGAGCUUUCCCUGACUGAGGCAUCGCUGCUCCGCCUCCAGCUGCUGCGCGACCAGGAGCUGAAGAGACUGGAGGACGAGGCCUGCAAGGCGGCACAGCACUUCCUGCAGUCGCUCAACUUCGACGAGAUUGACGAGUGCGUUAGAAACAUCGAGAGCUCACUGGGCGUGGAUGCCGACGAUGAGAAGGAGAACGGGCGGCAGUCGGGUGGCAGCCAGGAAGAGGAUGUGGACGAAGGUUUCGGGGCGGACGACGAGGCCUUCAAGGACUCGCCCAACCCCAGCGAACACGGACACUCGGACGGCCAGCGCACCAGCGGCAUCCGAACAAGUGACGACUCCUCUGAGGAGGACCCGUACGCCAACGACGCUGUCAUCCCUCCCUUGCCACCCACCACCAUACUCCUGCAGUUGCCACCGCCACUCACCAUCGGCCCGUUGGAGCCCUUGUGCGAGCUCAUCCCACCGGAUGAGGAUUCAGACUACGAUCGGGAUGACUAUGAUGAGGGUGCCAUCGCGUCUAGCGGCAGCCUGGCCUUCUCCUACCCUCGCAGCGAGCAGUGGUCUCCCGACUGCCGCGGUUCCUCGGGAACCUACAACAGCUCCGGGGCGUACCGCUUCGGCUCAGAGGGGCCGCAGUCCUCGUUUGAGGACAGCGAGGAUGACUUUGACAGAUUGGAUACGGACGACGAGCUCUCGUACCGCCGAGACUCGGUCUACAGCUGUGUCACACUGCCCUACUUCCACAGCUUCCUGCACAUCAAAGGCGGCCUGAUGAACACGUGGAAGCGGCGCUGGUGCGUGCUGAAGGACGAGACCUUCCUGUGGUUCCGCGCCAAGCAGGAAGCGCUGAAGCAAGGCUGGCUGCACAAGAAAGGCGGGGGAUCCUCAACGCUGUCGCGCCGAAACUGGAAGCGACGCUGGUUCGUCCUCCGGCAGAGCAAACUCAUGUAUUUUGAAAACGACGGCGAGGACAAACUCAAAGGGGUGCUGGACAUGCACGCCGCCAACGAGGUGAUCGACAACGCCAACAAGGAAAACGGCAUCAACAUCGUCAUGCCGGAGAGAACGUACCACCUGGUGGCGGAGACUGCUGAAGACGCCAGCCAAUGGUUCAGCGUGCUGAGUCAGGUCCACGGUUCCACUGAGCAGGAAAUCGGUGAGAUGCACGACGAGCAGGCCAACCCGCAGAACGCCGUGGGUACCCUGGACGUGGGCACGAUCGACUCAGCGUGCGCGUCGGACAAUCCGGAGAGGCCCAACUCCUUCGUCAUCAUCACGGCCAACCGAGUGCUGCACUGCAACGCCGACACACCCGAGGAGAUGCACCACUGGAUCACGCUGCUGCAGCGCUCCAAGGGUGAUGCCCGAGUAGACGGACAGGAGUUCAUCAUACGAGGUUGGCUCCACAAGGAGCUCACGAGCAGCGGCGUCGGCGUGAGCGGCAAAGCUUCUCUGAAGCUGAAGAAGCGCUGGUUCCUCCUGACGCAUAAUUCUCUGGACUACUACAAGAGCUCAGAGCGCAACGCCCUCAAGUUGGGCACGCUGGUGCUCAACAAUUUGUGCUCGGUGGCGCCGCCCGACGACAGAGUCUUCAAAGACACUGGCUACUGGAACGUGAUCGUCUAUGGUCGCAAGCACUCGUAUCACCUCUACUUCAAACUCCUCAACGAGGCCACCCGCUGGGCCGCGGCUGUCCAGAACGUCAUUGAUGCCAAGGCGCCCAUCGACACGCCCACGCAGCAGCUAAUACUUCAAAUCAAGGAGAACAGCCUGAACACGGAGGUGGUGGAACAGAUCUACAAGAGGAACCCCAUCCUGCGAUACAGCCAACACCCGCUGCACUCACCACUUCUGCCGCUGCCCUACGGAGACAUCCACCUCGCUGCUGGCCCGAGGACGUGCGGCAGCCUGCAGGAGGAGGCGCUGGCGGCAUUCGCGCGCCUGCGGCAACUGGAAAACAUAGCUGACCCGGCGCCGGGCAUCGGGGCGCUCCUGCAAGCGUGCCGGGAGCCGCGUGCCCUUCGCGACGAGCUCUACUGCCAGCUGGUCAAGCAGACGGUGUUCCCGCCCGGGCCCCAUGCCCCCGCCAACCUUACCCGCUGGAAGGCGCUGGCAUGUGCCGCCUGCGCCUUCCUGCCCGGCAGGAGCGUCCUCGCCUACGUCCGCUUGCACCUCAAAAGGACCCGCGAGGCAUUCCCGAACACGGAGAUUGAGCGCUACGCCACCUUUGCGCUGGAUGCGCUGAAGAAGACGCGCGGGCGUGAGAACGUCCCGUCGCUGGAGGAGAUCCGGGCCGUGGUGGCGCGGCGGGACAUGAGCACCACUGUGCAUUGUCACGGCGGAGGCUGCUGCAAGAUCAUCAUCAAUUCGCAUACCACUGCCGGCGAGGUGGUGGAAAAGCUGCUGCGCGGUCUGGCCAUGGAGGACUGCAGGAACAUGUUUGCACUCUUCGAGCACAACGACAUUGUGGAGAAAGCCAUCGAGAAUCGCACAGUGGUCGCCGAUGUGCUUGCCAAGUUUGAAAAAUUGUCCUCCAGUCCAGAUGAGGGCACCACUGGCUGGAAGUUGUACUUCAAACUUUACUGCUUCCUGGACGUGGACAACGUUCCCCAAGACAGUGUGGAGUUUGCCUUCAUGUUUGAACAGGCUCACGAAGCAGUGAUCCGUGGUCAGUAUCCAGCUCCCGAGGAGACUCUCCAGUUCCUUUCAGCGUUGCGGCUUCAGUACCUUCUGGGAGACCAAAGCCCCCAGGCCCAAGUGCCGGACACAUCGCAGGUGUUCCCCAUGGCUCGCCUUCGAGCCCGCGUGCAAAACUCGGCACGGAGCUUCGCGUCGGGCAGCGAACUCUCGGGGACAUCGGAGCGAAAGCGUUCCAGCUUCCUGGAGGGAACGCUGAGGCGAAGCCUGCGCGGCGGCUCGCUCGGCCGGCGCCGUUCGGACGCCGAGAACGGGCUGGAAGCCUGGAUGAGAGAGGAGGUGGAGGCCGUCCGGACCGGCCUUCUGGACAAGUGGAGCAAGCUACGCGGCGUCACGCGGGAGCAGGCUAUGCGCAAGUACAUGGCGCUGGUCCGCGACUGGCCCGGCUACGGAUCCACACUCUUCAACGUGGAGUGUGGUGACGGCACGUUCCCAUCGGAGCUUUGGCUGGGCGUGAGCCGCGAAGCCGUCUCGGUGUACAAGCGAGGCGAGCCGUGGCCUCUGGAAGUUUUCCCCUACGAGCGCAUCCUGUCCUUUGGGGCACCGCUCGCCAACACCUACAAGAUCGCCGUGGACGGACGAGAACUCGUCUUUGAGACGCAAAUGGUGAUGGCCAUCGCCAAACUGAUGAAGGCGUACGUCAGCAUGAUGGUGAAGAAGCGCUACAGCAACUGUCAAUCGCUCAGCAGCCAUUGUGGCGCCUGGUGAGCCCUGAAAACUGGUCCCGGACUCAUCCGAUCCUUUUGGAUCACAUUGCCAGCACCACAAGAUUCCUGGUGCUCAGCUUUGCAGGCUGGUCCAAACACGACUUUGAGCUCCGUCAACCAAAAAGCGGCACAGGAUGAGAUUUUGAAAAUUAGCCUCUGCACCAGAAGGAGGCAGCACUCAGUUUUUCAACUUCAACAUCUGUUCCAAGAAAAUAUUAUUUUCCGUAUUUUUGGAACUUUAUGCUUAGCUUUACAAGCGGGUUUUCUUAGUGUAAGCGACUUUGAAAAGAAUGUAAACAAAAAGAUGUAAAUAAGCAGUUCUUGUCUUAAACAUUUCGGGUUUGCUGUUGAAUGUUCUGAUUGUUUGGCCGAGCAAGGGAAGGCCUCACAAGUGCCUAAACAAAAACAAAAAAAAAAAAAAACAACCACUGUGGUUCACAUGUGGUCCUUUUUAAACUGAGUUACAUUCCAUUUGAAUGGAGUUGCUAGGGCAACAUCAUCAAAGCACUUGCCGCUCCACCAUGACAUGCUAAUUCUAGCAGGCGCUAGCUAGCAGAUGUUGUCAUUUUAAAGCAGAUUUCUCAAAACUUUUAGUUCUGUUUUUUUUUUAACAAAGAACCCCUCCAAAACCAAAUGGGCAUCACAAUUGCCAUGGUAACAAAAAUAAAACAUGCAAAUAAACAGAUUAUCGGGAAUUUUUUAAAAAAUCUGUGAGGAAGGAAAUACACAAACGCCCAACAGCAAAAAUCUUGAGAGAUCCACUGUACUCUACUAAAUACCAAAGCAAAUCGCCUAUUUUCUUGGUGAAAAAAAAUAAUUUUUAAAUAAAGUGAAAAACGUGUAAAAACAGAAAAAUGAAUUUUAAAAGUCAGAAUGCUUUCAACAGCACAGAUGUCACUUAUUGGUGGCUCAAAUUGUAAUCAGAUAUGUCUGCAAAUAGCCUCACUUGAAAUAUUUGGUCCCACUGAAACAACUUCAAAAGUUCAAUGAAAGAUUGCAUUAAACAAAAGAUGGUAUUGAUGGCAAAUUAUUCAUUGGGCCCCAAAGUUGGGUCUCGUGCGCUCCCUAGUUGGGUCUCGUGGACACCAGUUUGAGAAAUCCGGCUGUCCAAAAAUAUGUCAACCAAAUUUUUGUUGAAAUCUACAUUCCUUUUUUGACUUGAAGAGCAUGUCGCCGUGGUUGCACACUGUCAACCGUGAGCAAGCGCAAAAUGAGCUUUUCUAAAAGUCGAGCUAUUUGGAAAGGUUCCGCCAAUACGUCAGCGGGCGGCAGGUCCAUCCAAAGACACACACACACACACUCACACACACAUACGAGUGCCUUCUUUGCUGUACAUGUUUUUGAUGUCAUGGUGCAAUGUUUCUCUAAAUCGUCUCGAAUGACUGUUGUACAUUUUCUUGCUUUUUUUUCUUUUUAUGCUCUCGUUUUGACAAUAAACUUUCUUCUCAAAA
Molecule: messenger RNA, 8036 nt
Organism: Hippocampus zosterae (dwarf seahorse)
Lineage: Eukaryota; Metazoa; Chordata; Actinopteri; Syngnathiformes; Syngnathidae
Gene: myo10
Product: myosin X
Exons: 41
Coding region: 338-6586 (2082 amino acids)
Biological process (GO): signal transduction
Cellular component (GO): cytoskeleton; myosin complex
Molecular function (GO): protein binding; cytoskeletal motor activity; ATP binding
Source: RefSeq, a predicted model, not a curated record